AUGUUGGACCAUGGCAGCCUCGUAAUUUAUGGCAAAACCUAGUGUCAUUUACUUUGUCACGGCACAACCUCGGUCCCAUCGACAAAAUCAAACAUACACUUUAAAUACUAAGGCAGUCGCACGGCUCCUCGUCUCUGUAUCUCUCUCUCACGAUUCUACAGAGAUAACUAUAUUGCUCCGGCGAGCCUUUGUUUUUGUUUCAGCUUUACAUAGAACAACAGAACAUGUCGCAGUUUACAUGCAAUGUCACGGACCAAAUUCACAUUCGAAACCAGCCCCAAUGCAGAUUCAUGGGCCUUCCGAAGCCUGUAUCCUCUUUUCGCCGACGAAACGAUGUCGUUUCUUCUUCCCUUCCGAUUCCUAAACCUCGAAAUCCGGUCAAAAUUCAGGCUGUAGUAUCGGAACACGGAGGUCCAGCUGUCACCGACACUGGGUCUGGUACGUUGGCGGACAGACUCCGUUUAGGGAGCUUAACGGAAGAUGGAUUGUCCUAUAAGGAGAAGUUUAUAGUGAGAUGUUAUGAGGUUGGGAUUAACAAAACUGCCACGGUUGAAACCAUUGCUAAUCUCCUGCAGGAGGUUGGAUGUAACCAUGCUCAAAGUGUUGGAUUUUCAACGGAUGGAUUUGCAACAACCCCCACCAUGAGAAAAUUCAAUCUUAUAUGGGUGACGGCUCGGAUGCAUAUUGAAAUCUUAAAAUAUCCAGCUUGGAGUGAUGUGGUUGAAAUCGAAACAUGGUGUCAUAGUGAAGGCAGAAUUGGAACUAGACGUGAUUGGAUUAUAAAAGACUAUGCCACUGGUCAAGUUAUUGGAAGAGCAACAAGCAAGUGGGUGAUGAUGAACACGGUCACUAGGCGGCUACAGAAAGCCAGUGAUGAAGUUCGAGAAGAAUAUUUAGUUUUCUGUCCACGAGAACCCAGAUACUCUUUUCCAGAGAAGGACAAUGCCAGCCUGAGGAAAAUUUCUAAACUCGAAGAUCCUGCUGAGUAUUCCAGGACAGGGCUUAUGCCUAGGAGAGCUGAUCUUGACAUGAACCAGCACGUUAACAAUGUUACCUACAUUGGAUGGGUUCUAGAGAGCAUGCCUCAAGAUAUCAUUGACACUCACGAACUGCAAACGAUCACCUUAGAUUACAGACGAGAAUGCCAACGAGACGAUAUAGUCGAUUCCCUCACAAGUCCUGAACUGAUCGAGGAUUCUGAUGCAAUUUCAAAUCUUAAAGGAGCAAAUGGGUCUCCUGCAACAGGAGACAAAGAAGACUACCGUCAAUUUUUGCACUUGCUGAGAUUGUCAAGCGAUGGCUCUGAAAUAAACCGAGGUCGCACUGAGUGGAGAAGGAAACCUGGUAGAUAAGGAAAUAGUGUAGUUUACCCCAGUCUCCUCUCUUCAAUGUGUUCGGAAAAGUUGUUUGUUUCUGUUUCUUUUGCCUUUCAUAAGGGGGUUUGGCUCCAAAUCUGUGUGUUGUUGGGAACUUUAGAAUCAUCAGUAGAUUACGAGGCAAAUGUGUAGUUUUUUUUCCGGUCGGUCAUCCAUCAAUUGUUGUAUCUUUACUGUUUGUAAUUUUGUCAGAAGCUUUCGUGUUUAUAUGUAAUGUUUCUUGUUUGAAAAGUCCAUAUGGAAUUAGAUUCCUAGUUUUCAGGCUCUGCAUUUGGUGUAAGGUUUGGGACUCUGUUUCGCCAACAUGAAAUUUAACAUUUUGAAAAUUUAAGAAGGUAUUUUUUUUAA
Molecule: messenger RNA, 1724 nt
Organism: Mangifera indica (mango)
Lineage: Eukaryota; Viridiplantae; Streptophyta; Magnoliopsida; Sapindales; Anacardiaceae
Product: oleoyl-acyl carrier protein thioesterase 1, chloroplastic
Exons: 7
Coding region: 225-1352 (375 amino acids)
Biological process (GO): fatty acid biosynthetic process
Molecular function (GO): acyl carrier activity; fatty acyl-[ACP] hydrolase activity
Source: RefSeq, a predicted model, not a curated record